Molecule: messenger RNA, 2319 nt
Organism: Ambispora leptoticha
Lineage: Eukaryota; Fungi; Glomeromycota; Glomeromycetes; Archaeosporales; Ambisporaceae
Source: the annotation of a GenBank genome assembly
AUGGCAAAUUUCAAUUCUCGAACAUUGUUACAACCGAUCGCUGCCUUCUCGAUGGCAGUUCUGCUUGGAAUAAAAGAAAAGAUAAAAGUGCCAACCGUCAAAAAACCGCCGAGUAAUCAUGAUGAUUUACAACCUUUUCAAUGUACAAUCACGUUUACAAAUCCUUUUCCUGCCGCUGAUAAGAACAGCAAUGCUUCUACAAUAACAGGAACACGGUACUCUAACGAACUAGGCCCACCACCUCCUUUGCCCCCACCACCACCUAAAUUUGCAAAUGGUUUCUCUGCUCAUCAUAACGGGUCAAAAAUUGAUCCGAAACAUCCGAUUAAAAAGAGUAUUCAAAAACAAGCGCAGAAUGGAAAACCACUUUCAGUUAUUGUUGAGAAUCCCUCGACGCAAAAUAGCCUUGCUGGCGAUUUAGGGGAUUCAGGGAUUUUCGGUUUCAGGAAUUUAGUAAAGAGAUCAGCCUCGUUGACCGCCAUAGCUUCUUCCACAUUCUCUUUACUGACGGGAAUAGAUUCGGGACCUGCAUCCCCGACUUUUCCUCCCUCUACAGCUUCAACGACAAUUUCUUCACAAAACUCCACCGCCACAAGAACGGAAAAAGUGGAAAUGGAGAUUAUUUAUGAUCCGCAAAGACAAGAUAUCAAGGCUCCAUCUCAUUUAGAAAAUUAUUCGGACACUGACACAGAAACGGACGAUGAUUUUGGAUUCAUAAAUUUACGGAAAGCAGACGGGGCUGGUAGUGAUACAAUGUCCGUAGAUCUAGAUACACGAGAAUCAACGCCACGCAGUUCAGUGGAUUUUUAUGGGCUCGGGAAUAAUUCAGAAAGGAAUUGGGCUGGUGGUGGUAACGGUGGAAAUGGUUUCUAUGGAGGAGGAGAUAAUAAAGGACAACAUCAGCAGAAUAAAAGAUAUAGCACGAUGUCGAAAUGUAACUCCUCACCAUCUCUAACACAAAAAUAUGAAACAUUAUUAUGGAGCUUUGCUCAAGUUGUUGGACAUUUUAUAGUUGAUGGUUCGUUAGUUAAAUCGGUUGAAUUUGAACCGUUAAAGCAUAAGGCAAUGUAUAGACCUGCUAGUGGGGGAGGCGUCGGUGCUGGUGGAGCGGUUGGAGGUGGAAUGCUGGGAAUAUUUGGCCCUAAUUCGAAAAAUCAGAUGAACACGGGAGAUUUUCAAGAAAGAGCAGAUAAUAAAACAGUUCCAGUUUUCUCAACGCCUCCUUCAAUCUUAUUUGUUGACUUACAUCUAGCACCAGGAGAAACACGAACUUAUACUUAUGAGACAAAGUUGCCAAAUGAUUUGCCUCCUACACAUCGCGGGAAAGCCAUAAGAUUUCAUUACAAUUUAAUAAUAGGGACACAUCGAGGGGGAAUGAAUCAUCAAUCACAUAUUGUACAGUUACCGUUCCGAGUAUUCAAUCAUGUCUCCGAGGACGGAACGAGACCAGUGUAUGAUCUCAUGAAUCCCCUAAUAAUAUAUAAAGAUGAAGCGAUAAUAACGUGUAUGGAGGAUAAGCAGCCGUUACCUAAACCUGUAAAGAAAAAAAAGGAUAAAAGACGUGCAGAGUUUCUGGAGUACGUUGAGAAACUAGUAGAAGCUUCAAAGAAUGAGAGAGAAACAAAAACCUCAUCUAAUAGUCACCAUGACCUGAAAUCCAGUGAACAGGAAGCUAUUAGUGAUAGACCUCCACAGCCACCACUAUCUCAACAUCAUAUUAUUUUGGAGAAUCAGCAAAAGUCUUGUGCGAAUACUAUUUCAAUUUUGGCUAAAAACAUGCGGAAAGCCAAUUACGAUAUUUGUAAGAAUAACGAAAGAGUCGCACAAUUGUGCCUUUUAAAGACAUCAUAUCGGUUAGGUGAUGUAGUUAACGGGGUCAUAAGUUUUGUCAAUUUCGUGAUACCGAGUUAUCAGGUAUCUAUCACAUUGGAGAAUAGCGAACUUGUAGAGCCUACUAUUGCCAAUCGUCCACAGCAUCAGAUUUCGCGGUUAACGCGGAAAAUACAUGGCGAACAUCACGAAUUCUGUCUGAAUUCGCGUAGAAUAAGUUUUUCCAUCACUAUACCGACAUCCAGUACACCUGAUUUUGCUACGACAGGAGUAAAAUUACAAUGGGGACUACGUCUCGAAUUUAUCACCGGCCCAAAGAAUAAACCACCAUUACUGGCAUUCAAUGCAGAUGAUCGUCAUCAAUAUUAUCAAGCUGUGUCUGAGGUUAAUGUUGAAACGUUCGAUUGUUUUAUUCCGAUUAAAGUGUAUCCAACUUUAUAUGAAUCCGCGCGGACAUUUUCUUCACAACAUACUUUUACUGUAUCAUAG